Messenger RNA from Neoarthrinium moseri, 2775 nucleotides. RefSeq lists its product as uncharacterized. Gene Ontology annotation, biological process: DNA-templated transcription; regulation of DNA-templated transcription. The record is from RefSeq and is a predicted model, not a curated record. The transcript has 12 exons. The coding region runs from base 1 to 2775 and encodes 924 amino acids. NCBI's taxonomy places the organism in Eukaryota, Fungi, Ascomycota, Sordariomycetes, Amphisphaeriales, Apiosporaceae. Gene Ontology annotation, molecular function: zinc ion binding; DNA binding; carboxy-lyase activity.
AUGGACGCGAGCGAAGCACAAGCAAAGGACCGUUUUGCUGCUCGAGUCGAAACUGGAGCUGGACGACGAAGAGGACGAAUGGGUUGGAUGGACGGAGAGGGAGGGGUCACGUCUGGCGUUACCCUCGGGAGAGUGGAUGGGCCUGCAGUUUGUAGUCAAUUGGAUACGGACGCUGAAGACAGGGAGCUGAGGGUGGCUCCCGACGAUGGACCUCAGGACCUCAUUCGAAAGUUCGGCAUGCUCGGCGUUGGAGCUCCACCACACCCGGCCACUCGUUCGCCUCACAUCCGCCCCGCAACCGCUCCAGAUGCUGGUCUAAUGGGACUGCAGCCGUGCCCGGCUCGAAACUCUCAACCAGGCCAAGGAAGUCUCUCCGUUAAGCACGGGGACCCGAUUGCGAUUGAGCCUCUGGCUCGCAGCAUACGCGCGGUUCCUAGCCCUGCCACCCGCUUGACCGCCAAGCGGGGCAGCCGCAUGCCCGUCCGAGGCAGAGUCCCUGUAGAGGAUCUGACCCCGGAAGAAGCUAGUCGCAUUAUACACUCACACCGCAAGGUCCGAUAUGGUGAGUGGUUCGAUUUCUCAUCUGCCGGUGGCCCGCCCAUGCGGCUCCCGCGUUGCACAAGCGGGACUCCUGCUGAUAAAGGGAACCCUACAGGGACCGCGUGCUGGCCUUGCCGCCAGCGGAAGGUCAAAUGCGACAAUCAACAGCCUUGCGAGAACUGUGUGAAGAGAGAGCACCCGCAGCUUUGCUCUUACAAGCCAAAUCGUUCCAAUGCCGCCAAGUCUGGUUCCAUCGAUGCUGGGUCUGUUCAGGGAAAGAAACGGCCCCAUUCCCCUGAUAGCAGCGUCGAUUAUGAUCAUGGAAACGACCACCAGCCGUCCGGCUGGCCGCGAGCACUAGACCAGUCAGAAUCUGGAGAGAUCCCUCGUUAUAUUGGGCAGAACAGUAUCCCCGCCAUUCUAAGAGAUCAGCCGUCCCCAAUCGAAGCCAAGAACGGCAUUGAUAUUCGGCGAGACAUGCGUCCAAUUUGGGGUUUGGACAACUCUGCCCCCUUUCCUCUCAUGUCUACACAUCACCUUGAUAAGAUGACUCGGGACAUCUCCGCUGAGCUGCCGUCGGACCGUGAAAUUUUAAAGCUUUUCAAAACCUACAAGGAGGUGCCACAUCCCUUCUGGGGAUUCGUCAUUGACGUAGAAGAUCUUGAGUCUCGACUGAUGAUCUAUCUUGAAGAACGAGCUAGGCACGCAAAAGACAAUACGCCCACUGCCCGGCCAGUGUCGGCAUCCUGGCUUGCUAUCCUGUUUGCUGUCCUGGCUGUUGGCUCUCAAUAUCACGAUUCACCUUACCAUAUCAGAACAAGGGAUUCGCAGAAGUACAUUCAAGUCUCCGUCCACUUCCUUCGGCUUGGCAAUUUCUUGCUUCGGCCUAAUCUUGACUCCAUCCAAGCCCUCUUGAUGACUAGUUUCGUUUUACUAAAUGACAUGAAAGCAGAAGGCUCGUGGGCCCUCCUCGCACUGACUUGUCGCCUGGCCCAAUCACUUGGACUUCAUCGCGGUUCUUCACAAGAGGUUAGCUCCACUGAGCUCUCUUUGAAGGACUAUGUUCGGAGAAAGCUCUGGUGGACGUGCCAGUGGCAUGACACACUUACCUCCCUGUCUUUUGACCGUCCAAACAUGACCAACAUUCCCUGCUGCCCGAUUCCGCUGUCUCCAAGUGCAACGGUUCAGGGCCUCUCUUAUCUUGAGGCCAUGUAUCACCUCUGCCAAUUAAUAUCAGAGAAGCUGAACCCAGAUGCCGUUGCUUCUGCAUCGUAUGACACGAUCGUAGACAACUGCUCACGCGCGCUUUCCCUUCGAGAGAAGGUGUACCCCCAGCUGCGAAACAAGGAAGCUUUGAAGACAGCUGUGGAUCGGCUACAACAUUACGCACUUCGACUGCACACAGCUUUCGUUGUCUCUGUCUGUUGUCGGCCAGCUCUACGGAGCGAUUGCAAUACUCUCACUGCAGGCGAAAAGAAGGCCUUAUCCGAUAAGUGCAAGAUCAAUCUUACCGAGACAGUCCGCAUGUUUCUGGCCAUGCACAACAUCUCUGUUAUCCCAACUCGUAGCUGGGCUUUCACUUACCACGGGCUGUCAUCAGCCGUCCUACUUGGCUUGCUCUGCGAGGCCAAGGCAGAUUCUGAAGUCCGCCGACUACAGGGUGACCUGAUAUACGCGCUUUCCGCAGCUGCUGCCAAAGAUAGGUCGAGUCCUCCACCAGGGCACAUAUUCGUGAGCGACAAAGACAUUGAGCUAUCUGGCCCUCUUUCGAGAGCUUUGACGGCUUUGAAGCAUAUCUAUGAUUACGGAUCAUUGAAUGGCCUUUCCGGUCUCAAAAGCGAAGUGCCAUCUGGUUCUAGGACUCCGACGGCAUCUGUUCAGGCUGCACCUCAGGCAAACGCUCAGCAGAGAAUGCAAUCCGCACUCGAUCCGCAUCAAGAUGCAGCUCUUGCCAUGACAGCACUCCAGAACGGCUCAAAUAUACCUGAUUUCUCAACGAAUUUACCUUAUCAAGCGUCCCUACAACAGCCAAUGAAUAUGCACGGGAUGCCUGAUAUGUCGCAAAUCGACCCUGCAACCUAUAUGUCGAACAUGUCUCCGAUGGACCUCUACGACUCGAUUUUCUGGGAAUCACCAGAUCCUUUCUACACGGGAACGGAUUUGAUGAAUUUUGAUAUUCUGGGGCAACCACCGCCAGAUCAACCUCAACAACAAUUUUAUCCACCUGGGUUUUGA